This is a messenger RNA of Gambusia affinis (western mosquitofish), 3284 nucleotides long. It is a transcript of the gene ngfb, whose product is annotated as nerve growth factor b (beta polypeptide). Lineage: Eukaryota; Metazoa; Chordata; Actinopteri; Cyprinodontiformes; Poeciliidae. The record is from RefSeq and is a predicted model, not a curated record. Gene Ontology annotation, biological process: negative regulation of neuron apoptotic process; positive regulation of collateral sprouting; neuron projection morphogenesis. Bases 276 to 860 code for a protein of 194 amino acids. The transcript has 3 exons. Gene Ontology annotation, molecular function: nerve growth factor receptor binding; growth factor activity.
UUAAAACAGUUGUUGUGCUCUUUGUGUUCGGUGGAAGUGGACAUACAAACUGGGAUAUAUUUCAGGAAGCUUCAGGAAUUCUACAUCUAUGGGAGAAGAUACUUCAAAGGACUGAAGAGCUGAGACAUAGGAGGAGAGCAGAGGAGUGCUGCAUGGGGGCCCAAAGCCAGGCCUUAUGGCAGGAGGCGCCCAGAUCUCUCUGAGCUAUAAUUACAUCCUGUAGGAGCCUCUGAGGUGAAACAGUUCACACGGAAACACUGAAAGAUCGUGUGCCCAUGAGGUCAUCCAUGCUGAUCCUGUUUCUCAUCUUCAGUGCCCAGGCUGUGGCCCCCAUCAUAGGGGUCUUGUGCAGUGUCACAACAGCACAACAGGACCACCCCACCUCCAUCCCCACUGUGGACCCCAAGCUCUUCAAUAAGCGCCGCCACCUCUCACCCAGGGUGCUUUUCAGCUCACAACCCCCCGAUGCGGAGCCAGAAGAGGGACAGGGUGUCAGCAGGAGGACUCGAAGGCAGCCUCAGCACCGGGGGGUAUACUCGGUGUGUGAGAGUGUUAGUGUCUGGGUGGGCAACAAAACCAAAGCCACAGACAUCUCAGGCAAUGAGGUGACAGUGCUCCCGUAUGUGAACAUAAACAAUGUUAACAAGAAACAGUAUUUCUUUGAGACGACGUGUCACAGCCCUCCAUCUGGAGGCUCAAGAUGUUUAGGAAUUGACGCGAGGCACUGGAACUCCCACUGCACCAACUCGCACACUUUCGUCCGAGCGCUCACUACAUUCAAGAACCUGGUGGCUUGGAGGCUCAUUCGGAUCAACGUGGCGUGUGUGUGCGUGCUCAGCCGCAAAUCGUGGCAGCAGUGAAGACUCACCCAAAGACUGGCACGCAGAACACAAUAUAGACAGACACAUUAAAAUGCAGACCGGUGUGUUUCUGCAUAUAACUUAUCACCAAGGACUUCUCACCCUCUGCACAAAGUAAAUUAUUCUUGUAUGUGUCAAAGUAUCAGGACUGCAUGUAUACACACCAGACCUGGGUCAAAGAGUAUCUGCAAGUAGUUUUAGCCAUUGAAGUAUUAACAUGAUUGUGAAGGUGUUUUAAUCAUCUGUUGUUUAUAUAAAAGAGGCAGUUUGGUGAGGUACAUGUGUUCUUUUGCAACUAUUAAAGCAUUAGACUUUAUAGUUGGAAAUUAGAAAUGUUCUCCUAGUAAAAACCAUUACCCAUACUGUUUAAAAGAGCUGCAAAACAUGGUCAGUCUGCUACAUUUAGGAGAAUUUAUUGGCAAUAAGAUGUAUAAUAUAAAUAGAUUCCAGCCAUUUAAAGUCACAUUAAAAUUAGAGUUAUAUUAUUGUGUGGUGGAAUUAGUGAGUAAAAUAGAGUUGUGUGAAAGAAAUUAGUUUCCUUAUUACAGAUUCCUUAUGUUUCUAUCUUUUGUUACACUUACAUGUUUAGGACUGUCAAGCAAGUAGAUAACCAGAAUAAAUACAAAAACAACAGUUGUUAUAUCACCAUUUUAUUUAGUAAUGGAAAAACUGUUUACACUAACCUGGUCCUACAUAAAAACAAUAUUUCUUCUUAUUAAAUUAUUAAUCCCUGGAAUUAACAACUUUUUAAAUUCAUCUUUUCUCAUUCCACCAAGGAAUCACUUAAACAGAGCCUGUCAGAGGACAGUUUGAAAGAUUUCCAAAGUCAUCUUUGAUCUAAAGAAAAUUAAAAACAGAUGUCCAUAAUUUGGAAGGAUUUUGUUUUGGACUGAAGAGACAAAAGUGGAACUUUUCAAGGAGUAUGCAUCCGUUUACAUUUGAUGCAAAACUAAAACAGCAUUUCCACAAUGAAACAUGGUGGAAGGAGUGUGAAGGUCUAGAACUUCCUUGUUUCUUCAAUAACUUGUUGACUAACAAACUGAGGGCACCAUGAAUUCAUCUUUUUACCGGAAAGUUGGCCGUCUGUUGGGACGACAAGCUGAAGUGUCUGCCACUUAAUAGCUGCAAAAACAAAACAAAGAUUUAGGAGUUGGAUAAUUUGUUUGAUAGUUUUCUACAUAUAAAUGUGAUAUAAAAGCAAAAACAGAAUAAAUAUAUCAGAGCUGUAAAAUUUUUUUCACAUCACCCCAUUUAUGCAAGUUAUACUGGCUCUUUGCCUUGCUUAUUUUGUAAAUCCAGAAUAGAAUGGAAUAAUCUAUUGUAUUUUUCUUAUUCAUUUUCCAUCAACUUUAAAGAUAUUUUGAUGGUCACAAAAAUUGAGAAAAUUUUUUUUGGCCUUAAGAUAGGAGAACAAUAUGGAAUCCAAACAGCCUUAAACUAAGCAGUGAUGCAGGGUUAUAUCAUUCAAAGACAAUUGAUCACAACCCACAAGACAGAACAAUUUUAUGUCUUUCAUAGUGCAUGUUUUUUUUUUUUUCUCUUCUGAAGGAGCUGAAUAAUUGUCACAUGUUUGGAAAGAGAAAUGAACAGUAUUCAGUUAGUUGCAGUCUAGCACUUUACCACAAGAUAUCAGUAAGCCAAAGAACAUUUAAUGCAAUUUGAAAAUUACAUAUAUGUAGAAUUUCUUGCUAGUUUAAACUAUACUUUAAGAGUUUUUUAUUCUCCCAAUUCCAAAAUAUCACCUUUAUAAAAACAGCUUUAGUUUAACAGGAACUUUAGUCUUUCUCAUUGAAACUGAAUACUUACUGCUUAAAAAGGAAUUAGGAGGUACUAUUAAAUGCACAGACUAUCCAGUAGCAUUUUUACUGAAUUCAGCUUUCUUCUUACAUUUUGUAUGAUGUAGAGCCUAAUCUAACCACAAAACUACAAUAAAAUUAGCCCCAAACCUGCAGACAGCACGUUUGCCCUGCUGCAACGUUUAAUUUAAGGAGUUAUUUUUAUGACCAUGAACAACAUUUUAUAUUGGAAAAAGAAUUAUGAUGUACUAAAUCCCAGAUUUGGAUAAGAAGCGAGUUUGUGGACCAAGCCACAGCUGCACUGUAAGUCACAGCUUCUGAAAACACAGCAUUUCGGUUUACAAGUCUAUUCGACUGUAGCUUUUACAAAGCAGAGGCUAAAAUCUGUGUUGUUAAUAGCAGCUGAGUCAGUCACAAUAAAAGGCCCAUAAAUGUUUUGGCACAGCAACACAGUCAAAUUUGUUGUAGUCAUUUUUGUCUCACUGUUCAACGUCUUAAAGAAAACCCAUCUUACUGAGAAAGACUAAUAAAACCAUUCAGCGGAUACAAUUUAACCCAGGUCUGUUCUAAGCAAUUUGUUCAUUUUUUUAAAUAAUAAAUAAUUAUGUUAAUGUUGUUAUUUAUUAAA